AUGGAAAAGGAUCCCCCCAUUCACAGGAGGCACCGGCCUGGUCCUGGAGCCCUGCCUUCAGGAAUCAGCCCCGGAUACCUCAAGGUGGUCAGUGAGGGGGCCGAACUCCAGCGGAGCAGGAGUGUGGGGGGCUUGCACCAGAAGGGGGAUCCACCAGUCUGCAUCAGGAAACUACUACGUAAGGAGCUAGACUCUGAGGAUCCCAGAAACGACACUGAUGACAUCAUCUGUCAGGUGAGCCUAGAGGAAGACAGAAAGAAAAAGAACCAGGAUGAGCCCGGAAAACUGGACCCAAAGUGUGGGAAAACGGAGCCAGAGAAGAGCGGCUCAGAGGCCAGCACCACAGAACAAGAUGAUGCCUGCAAAGGAAGAUGUACCUCAGUGGCCGAGGGACAAGAGUCAGAGUCCAUGAAGCUGAAUAACCUUCUAGAAAAACAGAAACCAGCUGUGUUUGUGGAGAUCGACCUGGGAGACCAUAUUGAAGAGGAGGUGGUCACCUGUGCCGUGAGAGAAGAGAAGAGGCUUCCAAUGGACACAGGGGACUUGUCAGAGGAUGAGACAAGGACCAGCUGGGUAUGCUGCAUCCCAUAUUCCACCAAGAAGAAGGUGAAGGAAGCUACCAAUGCUUUGGAGAAGAACCACCAGAGGUCUCAGGACGGGACCUAUCUGACUCAGCCACUAGUAGAGCUCUCUGGGGACUAA
Molecule: messenger RNA, 702 nt
Organism: Onychomys torridus (southern grasshopper mouse)
Lineage: Eukaryota; Metazoa; Chordata; Mammalia; Rodentia; Cricetidae
Gene: C17H13orf46
Product: chromosome 17 C13orf46 homolog
Exons: 8
Coding region: 1-702 (233 amino acids)
Source: RefSeq, a predicted model, not a curated record